This is a messenger RNA of Daucus carota subsp. sativus, 2438 nucleotides long. Its product is annotated as U-box domain-containing protein 51. The coding region runs from base 220 to 2232 and encodes 670 amino acids. The transcript has 9 exons. The record is from RefSeq and is a predicted model, not a curated record. NCBI's taxonomy places the organism in Eukaryota, Viridiplantae, Streptophyta, Magnoliopsida, Apiales, Apiaceae. Gene Ontology annotation, biological process: protein phosphorylation. Gene Ontology annotation, molecular function: ATP binding; protein kinase activity.
AUAUAAACGAGAAUACGAAGUUGUUUAUAUCGGGGCUUUGUUCGUUCAAAGAAACCAAGCUGCAAAAAUAAAUAAAAUUCCGGUGGGAGAGGAGCAGAUGGUGAUCAAGAGCAACAACUAGAUUAAAACAGACAAUCAAAUCAAAUAAAUAUUUGAUUUUGUUGCGAUCAAAUAAAAUUUUGAUUGUUCUUUGAUUGUUGCACAUUCAUCUGUUCGAAAAUGAGCCACCCUCUCCCACCGGAAGACAGCAGCGUUUCUGCCUCGGCCAACAAUGUCGUGGCCGUGGCCAUUGCGAAAAGCAAAAGCAGCCAGAAUGCCGCUAGGUGGGCUAUCAACAAUCUCUUGACUCGCAACAGCGAUUCCCCUGCACUUCUUCUGAUUCAUGUCAAGAAACAAAAUGAUUCUUCUGAUAUUGAUAGUACUGAUACAAAUGCGAAUGGUGAAUCAUAUGAAAACGAAACAUCAAAGCUCAUCAAAACAUUUAGUACGUACUGCACGCGAAAAGGGUUUAAACAACAAGCAGUUGUCCUCGAAGAUAACGAUGUUUCCAAGUCACUUGUGCAGUAUAUAACUGAGAAAAGGAUUAACAAUAUUGUUCUUGGUGUAUCAUCAACCGGUGAUGUUGCGAAAAUGGUCACAGAAUCUGCACCAGAGUUUUGUUCAGUGUAUGUUGUUGCAAAUGACAAGCUACAGUCUGUUAGACCAGCAACAUUGGAUGUCGAAAAUCUUUCCAGUCCUGAGACGACACCGCCUGAAGUUUCAGUAGAGCAUUAUAAACAAGACAAUGAUGUUAGGGAUGAUAGUUGUGAGUCCCCUCAUGAUGAUAAAGAUUUCCCAGAGCCAUCUGGAGCCAUUGUUGUUGCCCAAGACGUAACUUCUAACAAAUUAUCUGAAAAUGACGAGGAUGCAACUCAACCAUUGUCCAUUAAAGAUUCGGAUGCAGAGUUGAAAAGACUGAAGCACGAGCUGAAGCAAACCAUAAGCAUGUAUAAAUCAGCUUGCAGAGAAGCCGCUAGAGCAAAAAGGAUGGUCAAAGAGAUUCACCAAUGGAAACAAAAAGAAGCUCCAAAAUAUGAGCAAGUGCGGCUUGCUCAUGAGGCAGCACUCGUUUUGGCCAAGGUGGAAAAGGUGAAAUGCAGGGCUGCAACUGAAGCAGCUGAAAAAGCAAAAAGGCUAGCUGAUAUUGAAGCACAGAGAAGAUUGUAUGCAGAGUUAAAGGUCAAGAAAGAUGCUGCAGCAAAGAAGAGGGCUUUGAAUGUUUUAUCUAAAAAUGAUGUUCGGUACAGAAAGUACACCUUGGAAGAGAUUGAGGCAGCUACUGAUAAGUUCUCAGAUUCCUUAAUGAUCGGUGAAGGUGGAUAUGGACCAGUUUAUAAAGGCAAGCUUGACCACACUGCAGUUGCCAUCAAAGUUCUUAGAUCAGGUGGUGGUGCUGCUGCCCAAGGGAAACGACAAUACCAACAAGAGAUCGAGGUUCUAAGUUCCAUGAGGCAUCCCAACAUGGUCCUUCUUUUAGGCGCCUGUCCCAAGUAUGGAUGUUUAGUAUAUGAAUAUAUGAAUUAUGGCAGCUUGGAAGAUAGACUGUUCCGUAAAGGAAACACCCCUACAAUCCCAUGGAGAGUUCGUUUUAAAAUAGCAGCUGAGAUUGCCACUGGACUUCUGUUUCUGCACAAUGCAAAACCAGAACCCCUUGUGCACCGUGACCUCAAGCCGGCCAACAUCCUUUUGGACCGUAACUAUACAUGUAAAAUUAGUGAUGUUGGUUUAUCAAGAUUAGUCCCAGCUCCAGUAGCUGACAAUGUCUCACAAUAUCGGAUGACUGCAGCAGCAGGAACAUUUUGUUACAUUGAUCCUGAAUACCAACAAACGGGUAGAUUGGGUGUUAAAUCAGACGUAUACUCUUUUGGAAUAAUGCUGCUUCAGAUUAUAACUGCAAGGCCCCCAAUGGGUCUCACUCACCAAGUAGAGAAAGCCAUCACAGCGGGAGCAUUUAAAAGUAUACUUGACCCGUCCGUGCCAGAUUGGCCUGUGGAAGAGGCUCUUAGCUUUGCGAAACUAGCACUGAAAUGUGCUGAGCUAAAGAAGAAAGACAGACCAAAUCUUGGUUCAGAUGUUUUGCCUGAGCUUAACCGUUUAAGAGAAUUCGGAAAGAGAAAAUCAAGUCAAGGCCCUGUUCUAAAUGAUAUGCAGGAAACCAAGGAAAGUGUUGCUACAUCUCCUGAAAGAAGAUAGCACACCAUGACAUUAACGCUGCUGGAAACGAUAGAACUGGAUUGCCAAUACCAGACAGGUUCUUGUUCUUCAAGAUUCAGAAUUUGAUCUUUUUCCAUGUACAUGCGAGUCUUUCUUGGAAUUUUGGGCAUACAGUUUUAAAUAGUGACAAAAAUUUAAGUACAUCGCGUUUGAAAGUUUUUAUUGCAGUAUCUUUUUUUCUUUGC